CUCCAUAGCUGACAGCCCACCCCCAAGACCGCGUAUUCAUUAAAUCCAUUCUCCCCUCCUCCAAAUCCCCCCCUGUCUACAUACUCUACCGGACAUCCACCCACCUUUCUCUCUCUCACCACCGCAACAACCGCCCAACCCCCCAUCCUUUACCUCAAGGACAACCAAAAAUGCCCACCCCCACAAUCCUCCUCAUCCCCGGCUUCUGGGAAGGUCCCACUGUCUACACCGAGCUGGCCACCCUCCUCACGGCCGCCGGCUACCCCGUGGAGACCACCGCCCUCCCCAGCACCGGCACCCUCUCGCCGGGCAACCCGACCAUGAAAGACGACAUCGCCGCCCUCCGCGCCGCCAUUUCUCGGCUCGUCGCCCGCGGCGACUCCGUGGUGCUCGUCCUGCACUCAGCCGGCGGGUUCCUGGGCAGCGAAGCCAUGCAAGGCCUUGCUCGCGGCGACGGCGAAGGCGGCGACGGCGGCGUCAUCGGGAUCGUGUUUCUGGCGGCCGCGGUGUUCCCCGAAGGGUUUGAGCAUGCGCCGGUGCCGUUUGCUUUUGUGGAGGGCGGCGCAUCGUACUGUGCGAACCCCGAGAAGCUGCUCUUCGGGGAUCUGUCGGAGGAGGCGCAGAGGACGUGGGUGGCAGUGCUCAGGGCCCAGCCGGCGCGGGGGUGGGAUGGCACGGUCGAGUAUGCCGGGUGGCGGGAUGUGCCCAGUGUGUAUCUGGUUUGUGAGGGGGAUCGGGCUUUGCCCGUGGGGUUGCAGGAACAGUUGGCGGCCACGGCGGGGAGUCGGGUUGAGCGGUGCAGUGCGGGCCAUGUGCCGCAGGUUGGCCAGCCGGAGAGGGUGGCUGAGGUGGUUUUGGGGGCGGUUGCGGAGUUUACGAGGUCGUGAGUUGGGGGGGAUCGCUGCUAUGGGUGUUAUAUAAUACAUAGUAUAUGGGGUAGGCCUGGCGUCUGCGGAUGAUGCUGCCAGGUGACGCUGACGAUCUCGUGC
Messenger RNA from Aspergillus uvarum CBS 121591, 989 nucleotides. RefSeq names its product alpha/beta hydrolase. Lineage: Eukaryota; Fungi; Ascomycota; Eurotiomycetes; Eurotiales; Aspergillaceae. The record is from RefSeq and is a predicted model, not a curated record. The transcript has 2 exons. Bases 171 to 887 code for a protein of 238 amino acids.